GGGACGGUGAGGGGCCGGACCGCGGGCGGCGGGGACCCAGGGCCUGGAGUGGCCUCCGCGGCGGGAGCUGGCGGCGGGCGAGAGCCUCCCUGGCCCCUACCGCGGCCACACCUGGACCCCCGCUGACCUUGGGGUCCAACCCUCCCCCGCCCGCGCAAGCUUUCCACCGGGGCCCCCAGACUGUGAAGGGAGGUCGUCCAGGGCUCAGCUGUUGUUGGCGAGUGACGCCGAGGCCGCGCUACGCCUUUUCCUUCGGCCGUGAGCGGUUCAGCCGCCUGGCCGAGCUCACGCGGCAGAUGCUUCAAAGCCUUAUUAAGAAUGUUUGGAUCCCCAUGAAGCCCUACUAUACCCAAGUUUACCAGGAGAUUUGGGUAGGAACGGGGUUGAUGGCUUUCAUCGUUUAUAAAAUCAGGAGUGCUGAUAAAAGAAGUAAAGCCUUGAAAGCUUCCAGUCCUGCGCCUGCUCACGGUCAUCAUUAACCAGCUCUCCUUGGACGGGACGUCGGUCUGGCUGUGUUGUGGGAACAUGGGACAUCGUCUCCACUUGUAGCAGUGCCGCUGCCCUCGGGCAUGAAUAAACGUACCUAUGAGACCCACGCGA
This is a messenger RNA of Hippopotamus amphibius kiboko, 600 nucleotides long. RefSeq names its product ATP synthase membrane subunit j (gene ATP5MJ). Lineage: Eukaryota; Metazoa; Chordata; Mammalia; Artiodactyla; Hippopotamidae. Bases 297 to 479 code for a protein of 60 amino acids. The record is from RefSeq and is a predicted model, not a curated record. The transcript has 4 exons. Gene Ontology annotation, cellular component: mitochondrion.